CCUGCAAUCUAACGGACCGGAUAAAUGGACAAGGGGGAUGGAGUAUAGUACAUUACAUACGUGCGGUGCGUGCAGACUUGGCCAUUAUGAAAAGGAAAUAAAUGGUUAUUUGCGGCCGGUCGGUUGGUCUGUGGAUCAGUAAAAUGCGUAUGCAGGUGUUUGCUGGCGAGUUUCAUUCGUUGUAUUUAGUUAAUACUCUUUGGUGCCCAGGUGACAUUGAGCAUUUUACUUCAUCAAAUGUCAUCUUGUUGGCGCAUACUAUGUGGACGAUGAAGAUAUAUCAACCUCAACGCAAGAGCCGCAUUAAGAGAUCCCUAGCUCACUUUGCCACUUCUUUCGUCCUUAUCUACGCCGUUUUAAUAUCGAAAUUACGAUGGGCGAAUCACAAAGACAAUUUAUUUCCUGCAUGAAUGUUGAUUCUGAAACACUAAAGACAGGAACCCGCUGAUAGUCGGCCGAGCUUAAACUCCAGCAGUGAAGAACUCUAUACAACGACUUAACAGCAACCAUGAAUCCUCCAUUGACAUCUUGC
Molecule: messenger RNA, 532 nt
Organism: Aspergillus glaucus CBS 516.65
Lineage: Eukaryota; Fungi; Ascomycota; Eurotiomycetes; Eurotiales; Aspergillaceae
Exons: 2
Coding region: 102-410 (102 amino acids)
Source: RefSeq, a predicted model, not a curated record